GGUCAACUCAAAAACCUGAGUUAUGUAACGACAGUCAAUGAAAACAACAAAGAUGGCUACCACUAGAGUUAGAGGAGGCUAUGACUACCAGUUUGUGGAGGAGCCUCCCCAUGAGCUCAAGUGUGUCAUCUGUCUAGUUGUAGCCAGGCAACCUCAACAACAUGGAGAGUGUGGGAAGCUCUUCUGUAGCAGCUGUCUGGCUCAGCACCGACAGAAAAACAACAAAUGCCCUAAUUGUGAUCUCCAGCUAAACACGUUUUACGAUGGAAAGAGUGAUGUAGAAGUGAAGGCCCUACAGGUGAAAUGCAGCAAUGUGGUCAAUGGCUGUCCAUGGGUUGGAGAUCUGGGCUUUAUGCUCAGACACAGCACAGCAUGCAACUACCAGGCCGUGAGAUGCCCCAACAACUGCAAAACAUUCGAGUCGGACGCUAAACUACUACAAAAAGAUUUGAACGAACAUUUAGCCAUCUGCCCAAACCGUUCACACCAGUGCCCACACUGCAGCAUCUUGGGACCAUACGAGAAGAUAACAACGCUACAUAUUGACAGCUGCCCAAAGGCUAAAGUUCAAUGCCCUUAUCCCGAGUGCAACCAAAGUAUACAACGUUGCUACCUUGAUACCCACAUCAACUAUUGCCCGCACAAAGCCGUACAGUGCAAGUUUGCGGAUGUUGGCUGUCCUGCUAUACUGAAACUAGCUGAUUUACAGGAGCACGAAGAAAAUGACCUACUCCAUUUACAGCUAACUAAAGAGAAUGUACUAGAGCUCACACUGAUCCUCAAACAGAGGGAGACAAGGUUCGGAGUAUUCAUUGAACAGAGAAACAAAGUACUAGCUGAUCUUCAUCACAGCAUGCUCACUUGUGUGAGAUACAAAGGACCGACUACUCUUAAGUUUAGAGAAUUCGACAUGCACAAGCUGCAAGACAAGCUAUUUGCCAGUUCGAAGUUCUACCUCAAAACGGGCUAUCGAUUUCAACUGGUGAUUUCUGCAAACGGUCAAAACCAGGGUGCAAACACACACGUCUCUGUAUAUCUAGCCAUUACAGAAGGACAAGAUGACGAAUACCUAACCUGGCCGUUUCAAGGCUCUGUAAAAGUCGAGUUACUCAAUCAGCUACAAGACCGCAACCAUUUCAGCAAUGAUAUUCAUUUCCCUAAUAUUGACUAUGUCAGCGGGAAAAUGGUUGAGGGCAAGACCACAACAGGUUGGGGAAAGGAACAGUUUAUCUCUAACAGAGAACUGGCAAACAUCUCAAGUAAAAGGCAGUACCUAAGGAGUGACACGCUGUACUUUCGUAUUACUAGUGUAGAAAAGCCUGUUAAAAAAGGCUCUGCAUGAUCUAUUGUGUCGCUGUACGCUGUAUAUGGUAAUGUUAUGUUUUGGCUGACUCCACACCUCACGUUUUAUAUACUAAACACAUUUAAAUUUUAUAUCUA
Molecule: messenger RNA, 1440 nt
Organism: Halichondria panicea
Lineage: Eukaryota; Metazoa; Porifera; Demospongiae; Suberitida; Halichondriidae
Product: TNF receptor-associated factor 5-like
Exons: 2
Coding region: 38-1342 (434 amino acids)
Molecular function (GO): protein binding; zinc ion binding
Source: RefSeq, a predicted model, not a curated record